Messenger RNA from Cynocephalus volans (Philippine flying lemur), 4989 nucleotides. RefSeq names its product baculoviral IAP repeat containing 3 (gene BIRC3). The coding region runs from base 2696 to 4510 and encodes 604 amino acids. Gene Ontology annotation, biological process: regulation of cell cycle; negative regulation of apoptotic process; negative regulation of necroptotic process. The record is from RefSeq and is a predicted model, not a curated record. Gene Ontology annotation, molecular function: cysteine-type endopeptidase inhibitor activity involved in apoptotic process; ubiquitin protein ligase activity. Lineage: Eukaryota; Metazoa; Chordata; Mammalia; Dermoptera; Cynocephalidae. The transcript has 9 exons. Gene Ontology annotation, cellular component: cytoplasm; nucleus.
UCGCUUGAGAAGCCUCGGCUCGUCCUGGCUGGUGCGCGUCGGCGUCGGGUCAGCAGAUUUACCAAGGAGGCAAACUGUUCUACUUCAAGAUUUUUUCCCAGUUUUUUCUAUAAAUCAAAACAUCUCAAAAUGGAGGCCUAAUAUUCUUAAAAGGGACUUAGUCUAAUCUCGGGAGGUAGUUUUGUGCAUGAGUAAACAAAUUAAAUAGUUAACUGGAGUUUUUGGUAUAAUUAUGUUAUACCAAAGAAUGUUAAUUUUAAAAAUAUGAUCUAGUUAUGUGAGGUAUAACUAUAAUUUGAUUUUGAAUUUGAUUUGUGGAAGUAAAGGAAAAGUGAUUGUAGUUGGGGCAUAUUGUUGAAGCACUUUUUUCAGAGUUGGUCAGGCAAUCUCCCACUAGCUGCUGUGUAGAAUAGAAAAAGUACCUGUGUUUGAUAAAGAUUUAAAAAUGAGUGACAGUUAUCUAGAACAAUGGAUUAAUAUUCAACCCUCUGCAAAAUUAGAGAAAUAUGCACAUGAAACCUUUGACAUGUUAAAAGACUUAUGCAAUGGCAAGGAAAUGUCAAGAACAAAACUUUUUGAUAUGCACAAUAAAUUUAGAGAAAGUAGGAAAGAUAAAUAUGAUGACUGGUGAAGAAAUUGUCCAAUCACAAGACCACUGAUAUUUUAAAAGUCUAAAGUUUAGUUUAUUGAAAUGGGUUGUUAUCUCUGAGAAUGAUGAGAAUGGGAAUGAAGGCUAAAUGGUUACAUUUUGGUAAAUGAACAAACAUUCAGAGAAAAAAUUUAUAUAAAGACAGUGAUGAAUACAGGGAAGGCUUUUCUAACAAAUUUAAAAUUUUGGCCAGUAAAAGAAAUAAUGAAGUUAGAUACAAUAACUUACCUCUGAGGGAAACAAUAAUUGGUAAAAAGAUAUGUUUCUCCUGCUACCUGGAAACAAAGUGUUGAAGUCUGCAGUAGAAAACCCCAACAUCUGUGAGAUCUAGGGUAAAUCAUGCUUGUAAGUCACCAAUAGAAAAACCACAAUGACUUGUUUAUUGGUCAUUGCUAGUACUAUUGACACAGAACCUAUUUACUAAUGGCUAGUAGAUCAUAACUGAGAAAUUCUGAAUUUUGACAAGGUCUCUCCUAUUCAAAUGGUAAAGUAAAUAUAUUAAUUUUUUUGUCAUGGUAAAUUCCAGUUCAAGAUAUGUUUAUCUAUGAAGUAAUUUCUGACCAGUACCAAAUUUGUGCAAUUUAAUUAUCCAUCUUAGUCUGUAAACUUGGCACUUUGUGAUUUUUAAAAAUAAAUCCACUACCAGAGUAGAAGAUUUGAUGUUGGCUCUGGGGACACUUAGGAAAACAAAAAUUCAAAAAUGUUUUGAGCAGGUAAUAAAUUGAAUAACUCUACAAUGUUAAUUCUUUGAAGGAGACAAAAAUUUUAAAAAUCUUUAGAAGUUUCAUUAUUUUAUAGCCAUGUCUAAAUUAUCUUUAAAAACUUUUUUUUUAACCAAGGGAGCAAAAUAUAUAUCAUGCUUCUGUUUUUCCAAAAAUAACCUGAAUAUAGUAAUGAAGUUCAGUUUUGUUAUUGAUAGUUUGUGGCAGAAUCUCCAUUUGUAGCACCUGUUUUCUACAUAAUAUAAAGGACAUGUUCAGGUUCUAGAAUGAAAAAAUGGUGACAUUGAGUUGCUUCAACAGCAUGAAACUGGGUCCAAAAGACCAAGUGAGCAAAUAUAUUAAUCUCUGCUACUUUAUUUUAAAUAGAAUGUUUAAUUUUUUAAGAUCUAAUAGUAUCACUAUAACUAAGCAGUCAUGUUCCUGAUGACCUAUGAGGAAGUAAUAAUCUUCCUCAUAGUAAAAACCAGGUUUUAAGAUGAGUUAGCCAAUUCUGUUACUACUUAAGCUCUUUAUUUGGAGGGGAAUUUUAGAUUGUUUUGUCCUCCCUAUUAAAAUGAUUGUAGAAACACAAAUUACUUAAUUUGAGAAAGAUUUGAGAUAUACCAUAUUUCGCUGAAUCUAAGAUGUCAUCAAUUGUAAGGCACCAUUAUUUUAUGUACCUCUAAGAAAUAAAAAUGCUGCUAAUUAAAACACAAUAUGCCAUUAAUUGUAAGAUACUUCUUGAUAACAGAAAUAUUAAAACGGGCAUCUUAGAAUCAGUGAAAUAAGGUAAUGUAUUAUUUUCCUCCUUUAAUGUACAUCUUAAGCUUUUUUUCUGCCUACCAAACUUCAGUUUCCAAAAAGCAAAAUAAUUUGAAUAUUUUUGCUGUAGAACAUUUGGGGAGCAUAGCUUUUCACCAUGAAAAGAAGCAAGCUUCAUGAGUCAGACAUUUUAUCUUCAGGUUGGUUGAAUGCCACCGAAACAUUCUAGUGGCCUAGAGAAGUUGACCUACCUAUGGAGAUACCUGACACUGAAUGGCAUCCUGAUGCCCUAAAAUACUUUAUGCUUCAUAAAAGGUUUUAAUUUUCAUCACAGGUUACUAUGUACCAUCAUGUUUACAUUUUAUGUAUAAAGAUUUUGCGAAGGUGCAGUUGUGCAUAAUUGUCCUUUAAAAUGUAUCGGAAUAGGAUUUAGAAUCUUGCCCUAAAUGCACAGAAGAAAAAAGAAUAAAUGAUUUCUCAUUUUAGAUGUUCAACGUAGUACUAAACUAAUAAAAUCAAAAGUCAUGCACAAAACUACCUCCCAGAGAAAGGCUAGUCCCUUUUCCUACCUAUCCAUUUCAUUAUGAACAUAGUAGAAAAUAGCAUAUUUUUAUCAAAUUUGAUGAAAAAUGCCAAUAUGUUUGAACUGAAAUAUGACCUUUCAUGUGAACUGUACCGAAUGUCUACGUAUUCAACUUUUCCCACCGGGGUUCCCAUCUCAGAAAGGAGUCUUGCUCGUGCUGGUUUCUAUUACACUGGUGUGAAUGACAAGGUCAAAUGCUUCUGUUGUGGCCUGAUGCUGGAUAACUGGAAAAAAGGAGAUAAUCCUAUUGUAAAACAUAAAAAAUUAUAUCCUAGCUGCAGAUUUGUUCAGAAUCUAAAUUCAGCAAACAAUUUGGAAGCUACCUCUCAGCCUACUUUUCCUUCUUCAAUAACGAAUUCCACACAUUCAUUACUUCCAAGUUUGGAAAACAGUGGAUAUUUUAGUGGCUCUUAUUCAAGCUUUCCAUCAAGUCCUGUGAACUCCAGAGCAAAUCAAGAUUUUUCUACCUUGAGGACAAGUCCCUACCACUGUGCAAUGAAUACAGAAAAGGCCAGAUUACUUACUUACCAGAUGUGGCCAUUGACCUUCCUGUCACCAACAGAUCUGGCAAAAGCAGGCUUUUACUACAUAGGCCCUGGAGACAGAGUGGCUUGCUUCGCCUGUGGUGGAAAAUUAAGCAAUUGGGAACCGAAGGAUGAUGCUAUGUCAGAACACCUGAGACAUUUUCCCAAUUGCCCAUUUUUAUCAAAUCAGCUUCAAGACACUUCAAGAUACACUGUUUCUAAUCUGAGCAUGCAGACACAUGCAGCCCGCUUUAAGACAUUCUUUAACUGGCCUUCUAGUGUUCUAGUUCAUCCUGAGCAGCUUGCAAGUGCAGGUUUUUAUUAUAUGGGUCACAGUGAUGAUGUCAAAUGCUUUUGCUGUGAUGGUGGACUGAGGUGUUGGGAAUCAGGAGAUGAUCCAUGGGUGGAACAUGCCAAAUGGUUUCCGAGGUGUGAGUACUUGAUAAGAAUUAAAGGACAAGAGUUCAUCAGUCAAGUUCAAGCCAGUUACCCUCAUCUACUUGAACAGCUGUUAUCCACAUCAGACACUCCAGAAGAUGAAAAUGCAGAGUCACCAAUUAUUCAUUUUGGACCUGGAGAAAACCAUUCAGAAGAUGCAGUCAUGAUGAAUACACCUGUAGUUAAAGCUGCUUUGGAAAUGGGCUUUAGUAGAAGGCUGGUAAAACAGACAGUUCAGAGUAAAAUCCUAACAACUGGAGAGAAUUAUAAAACUGUCAGUGAUAUUGUAUUAGAUUUACUUAAUGCAGAAGAUGAAAUAAGGGAAGAGGAGAAAGAAAGAGCAACUGAGGAAAAAGAAUCAGAUGAUCUAUCAUUAAUCCGGAAGAAUAGAAUGGCACUUUUUCAGCAUUUGACUUGUGUGAUUCCAAUCCUGGAUAGUCUACUAACUGCCAGAGUGAUUAAUGAACAAGAACAUGAUGUUAUUAAACAGAAAACACAGACAUCUUUACAAGCAAGAGAACUGAUUGAUACUAUUUUAGCAAAAGGAAAUAUUGCAGCCAUCAUAUUCAAAAACACUCUACAAGAAAAUGAGCCAAUGUUAUACAAGCAUUUAUUUGUGCAACAGGAUGUAAAGUACAUUCCCACAGAAGAUGUUUCAGAUUUACCAAUGGAAGAACAAUUGCGGAGACUACAAGAAGAAAGAACAUGUAAAGUGUGUAUGGACAAAGAAGUGUCCAUAGUGUUUAUUCCUUGUGGUCAUCUAGUAGUAUGCAGAGAUUGUGCCCCUUCUCUAAGAAAAUGUCCUAUUUGUAGGGGUACAAUCAAGGGUACAGUUCGCACAUUUCUUUCAUGAAGAAGAUCCAAAACUGUCUAAAUUUAAAGAAUUAGUGGAUUAAAUGUAUAUAAUCCUCUUAUACUGAUUUGGUUUCCUUCAAUUUUUUUUUAUCUACAACUCAGAAAAUUUUGUUUUAUACAAAUAUAUUUAUAUAAAUAUAUAUUUAAAACAUGAACAGAUAUAUUUUAGGUACCAAGGGAAUGAUAGGCUUUUACUAUUGUGAAAAAAAAAAUAGGGUGAGCACUACAAACACAAUACCCAAUUGAAAUUUCAGCGUUAUUGAAGUAACUGAAGUAAAAUUUAAGAUAUUUGAAUUUAUCUUUUAGAAUUAUAAAUAUUUUGGAAUUGAAUUAAGAACUAGGAACAUGGAUUUCUCUGCCUUUUUUGAUCUGUGUCCUAUACAUAGAAGGUCUCAAUAUUUGUUGAAUGACUUUGUAGGGACAUGGUGUUUUUGUAAAGGAUUAUGUGAAGAACAAUUAAUAAAGCAACAAAAAUUA